AGCAGCUGCGAUCGUGACACGGGCUUUGCCAUUCUUUCGGUGCUCCGUUAACUAGUUCACAUUCCUUGUUUUCAGACCGUAACAAACCGCGAUGGUUCUUGAACAUGGCAGUCAGUCCUCAGACAGCAGCGACGAUACGGAUAGCGCAUCUCGAGGAAACAAGAAACAGAAGAACAACGCACAGAAGAAGCGAGGAAAGAAGGCUGGUUUGAACACCCGCAUCAAUAUCCUCGCUGAUUCUGGCGGUACCAAGUAUGACUUCCAUAACGGUCAACUGAGAAAAACUGGUGGCAACACAGCUCUUGAGCAGCAACCUGAUAUUGGCUUAGAUGCGUCGCGAAACGUCCGGCAGCAAGAACCGGUGGUUAGUCUAGGUGGAUACCCCUACGCCCUCGUGCCAGCUACAAACUAUCCUGGAGGGACACGCCCUCCUGUCAGCAUGUCAUCCCCGCCCCAAGACAAUGAAGAGGAACAAGAUGUUUUACUCGUUCCUGUAACAAGCGAAAUUGCCGAUAUGCUCGCGCAUACGCAUCAGAACAACAUCGACCAACUUGUCUGCGAAAUCUUGGAAAGGCAAAUCGAAGAGCAUGAGAGGCGACUGCAGGGUGCGCGCGUGCCUCCGCAGCAGACGACAAACCAACGAAGUCCCGCUUCUAUUUCUGUAAAUAUAACGCGUCCAGCAUUGUCACCAGAAAUGGGACAGUCAACGCCGCAGCAAUCAAUUCAAGCGGCGCAGACUGGGACCCCUCUACGAGUGCAGAUUGGUGAGCAAGGACAACAGCAGACUUUCCAGCAGACACUACAACCCCAACACCAACAACAGCAGAUCACGUUUUCCGUGGGACCGGUGAGAAACGCUAUGACAUAUCCAAAGAUAAACGCGCCAGUGACUAUACAGCCACAGCCUCCAACGUUUCAGGUAGCAGGCCAAAGGGCUGCGCAGCAAGUCGUCCAGCAACCCUUGCUCCAACCUAUUGGCCCCUCCAUGCUACAGCAACCGGGACCAUUUCAGCAGUUUUUGGCGCAACCAUAUUUCCAGCCACUGGGACAAAUGAUUCCGCAGCCUAUGACUGAACCAUUUAUUCAGAGCGUUGCCCAGCAGACGCCGCAGUAUAUUUACGAACCAAUCAACCCACACAUGGUGCAACCGGCGCAGCAGUUCAUGAAUCCGGCCGUUGCGCAACGGCAUAUCGGAGGAUUGAUGUUUCAGCCGAUGGGCCAAGUGGGUCAGCCCGUCCACGGACCGGUCCUGCGCACGGAAGUAGACGCGGUUGGUCUUUGUGUGGGACAUAUCGUUACCUCGGUCAGCCGUGAGAGAAUGCCGGUGGGUCCACAGCAGAUUCAACAAGCUCCCCUGAUCGGUCAACAGAUGGCGGAGACGCUGCAAGUAAAUAAUCAAGCCAUGUCUAUGUAUUCUCUGGCGCAGGGACUGGCCGCAUGCCAGACUACCCAGGGAGCGCGACAGCAGCCAAAUAUCAACAUGACACAUGGUCCAUUACUCAUCGGAGCUGGAAUACAAGAGCAGCUGUUCCAUGGCUACCUGGUAGAACCGAAGAAGAAUAAGAAGAAAUCGAAAAAGGAAAAAUCAAAAGCGAAGAGAAAACAAUCAGUGUCGCCCAUGACUGAGAGAUACCUUCAAGAAGAAUCUGUUCGAAUAGAACUUUUCAACGGGUCGCCUCCAUCCAAGUGUCGCGCACCAUCUGUAUCGGAAGCCGGAGAACGCCCAGAACCACAAGCCCCAGGUGCUGACUUUCAAUACCGUAGGAAUAACUUGAUCAAAUCACCCAGAGGAAACAGCGAAACAAAACUCGCGGGCUGUACAUGUCGACCAUUUAAUUUUGGAUCACGUUCCCCAAGCGCAGAUCCUAGCACAACUCCUCCAGCAACUCGACCCAAGCAGUACAUUAGGGACAUAAAACUAACAGCUCGUAGGGCGACCGCUUCAUGGACCGAGGAGUCAGGUGACUUUGGCGGUCAAGAAAAUCAGAUAAAGGGCCGUCGGCUAAGUCAAAGUCUCGGACAGCAAGGGAACGCGCUCACCAGGAACCUUCGGCUGAUGAAGGUUCCCGCACAGCAAGAGGACCAGCCCAUUACGGACAGUCAGAUGAGUGAGGCUCCGGUACAGCUGAACGACAAAGACAUGCUCUGCCAGGGCUGUAAGCGCGCGAGUAUCCAGGUUUCUGGGAAAUACUUUGACGGGCAUGACCGAAGUGUGGUAAUUGCUCGUACCACAGAUCAGGAUCACCCAACUAAUCAACUUGGGGGUAACCAGGUUAAAGACAUCGAUGAUGAAAAACAAGCACAACCGCUCGGAUUAUAUGGUGGCGUAUUUGCUAAGCAGGAUGAGCAGGAUGAUAGCGCACUUACUGAGCAGAACAAGGAGGAUGGAGUCGAGAAUAUUGAUGCAGAUGUAGUUCCUUGCCAGGAUGGUGCUGCCGCUGCUCAAUAUUUGGUCACCUCUUACCAACAGCCCCCUUAUCCGGGUGCAGUGCCCGUAUUGCCGCCAUUUCCUCCAGUACCUCUACGGCCGACUGCUUCACCUCCACAGAUGCAGCCCGGGCCUCCUGGUCAAGCUGUUCAAGGGACAGCAGCUCUCCCGUCGAACAUGAAAGAGAAUGCGGCGAAGGACAAGGAGGAACAGGGCAACCUUUUUAUCUACCCUGCUUGGGUACUCGUCGGAGCCGCCAUCGUCAUCCUGAUUCUCAUCGCCGUCAUAUACAUUGUCGUUUAUGGUGGGAAGUCACAUGGUAAGAGAAGGGACGCGCUUGAAAUGUUGCCUACGAAGCUAGUGCGAGCAGGGACGACGACUAGGGUGGGGGGACAUUUUUGGAGGCAUCGUCAUCUGAAGCCAAUGUCCAGGCGUCGGGAAGAGAGUCCACUUGACGAACUCUGGAAUCUGUGACGACAUUGAGGGACAAUGGCAUGUCCCUCAGGGAACAUUCCAAGUUUAUUAAACUCCUUACAAGUGCUUUGCAGAUUUGGUGAUUGAGUAAAACAUUGAAAACAACA
This is a messenger RNA of Ornithodoros turicata, 3009 nucleotides long. RefSeq lists its product as uncharacterized. NCBI's taxonomy places the organism in Eukaryota, Metazoa, Arthropoda, Arachnida, Ixodida, Argasidae. The transcript is spliced from 5 exons. The record is from RefSeq and is a predicted model, not a curated record. The coding region runs from base 92 to 2902 and encodes 936 amino acids.